AUGGCUCACGAGACGAAAGUUGUCUCGCUAAAGUAUCGCCCUUUGAGAGACCAGGACGACUUCUUUCCAAAUGGAAGACCCGCAGUUGCUCCAGUUUCUUGUGAGGCCUUUCUGCGACGCCCUUUUGACGUCGUGCUCAUUCUUCUUUCUCUCACUGGCAUGUCGUUGGCCAUUCUGCAUUUUGUUUUAAGUAUUUCGAACCUCCCACCCCUUCCAAAGCCACCGAAUAACGCAUCUCUGCCCUGUGGCAUUUACAGAGGUAAAUGGAGCGGCCCACACAAGGUGCUGCGAUUCUACGGUGUCCCCUAUGCCAUUCCACCCCUGGCUCUGCCUGACCUUACGACUGAAGAACUCUUGCAGCAUAUUGUGCCAAGACAUCGACACCUGCGUUGGUUGUCCCCAAAGCCAGCUGAAGGGGUGGAGGGCUGUAUUGUCAGUCAUCAUGACAAGUGCGCGUUUCAGAAGGGUCAGUGGUUAUGCAAAAUGGAUAGGAAGCCCGCCCAUGGAUUUUGUGCUCAACCAUUACCCAAUAGAAAGGAAGACUUCAGGGAUGUGGAACUGCUUUUCUCGCGAGAAAAUUGUCUGCAGUUGGAUAUAGCAGCCCCCCUCUAUUCAGGCACUCUCCGACCCGUUGUUGUACUCCUGGUGGGUUAUCAGUCCUUUGCUGAACCCCUAAUGCCACCUUCUUACCGAGAGCCCGCAUAUUGGCCAUCCGAUGUGGCAGUGUUGGCAUCGGACGCCGUGUGGGUGUACCUGCAUUACCGCCUAGGAGUGGCCGGUUUCUUCUUUGACCUAGAAGUGCGGGACAGUCGAUCUGCACCGAGCGGCACCUACGACGUACCCUUUCACAACUUUGCCAUCGAGGACCAACUGCUGGCGCUGAAGUGGAUCAAGGCCAAUAUUCGCCGUUUUGGUGGGGAUCCAGCCAGGAUCACGUUGCUGGGUCAUGGUUCUGGUGCAACGAACGCCCUGGCACUGUUAGACCUUCAGUCGAGGGAUAAGAAUCAAGGCAGGCUCUUCAAUCAGGCCUGGCUUGCAAGUGGAGGCGUACACUGGGCCAUGGACAAAAAGAAACAUGUACCCUCUGAGAUGCUUGCCGAUUUGGUGAAGAAUCGACUGGGUGAGCAUUGUGCGGUGAAGGGAUACAUUGCCAAAAGCUGCAACGCACGAGACCUGCAUCGUGCUCUGAUGGAGGAUUCAAUCGCGUUUUUGUAUGAAUCAACAAAGGAGCUCUGGAAGGAUAGCCGUCUAUUGGGUGAUAUCACAACUGGUGAUUCACCUAGAGGCUGGAUGUACGGUAAAGAUAAGUUGGAUCUGAAACCGCCCAUAUUCUGGACACCUGACAAAAAAGAACAAAUGUUCUCCCCAAGAAGUGAGCCACAUAAGUUCACUUUGAAAGUUGGCAGUUUAGCCUGA
Dibothriocephalus latus is the source of this 1416-nucleotide messenger RNA. Lineage: Eukaryota; Metazoa; Platyhelminthes; Cestoda; Diphyllobothriidea; Diphyllobothriidae. The record is from the annotation of a GenBank genome assembly.